GCAUUCAUUUCAUAAUUACAAAACAACCAUUUUUCUUAGCCAUGGGAGAGGUAGAUCCAGCUUUCAUUCAGGCACCUGAACACAGGCCUAAACUUUCCACCAUCGAAGCUCAAGGCAUCCCAUUAAUUGAUCUCUCCAUUUUGAACUCUCAUGAGUCUUCUAACCUUAGUUUAAUACAACUUCUCAAGGCCGGUGCUGAGGGAAGACAGAGAGUCAAUCUAGUGGAAGAGAUAGGGGAAGCAUGCAAGAACUGGGGGUUCUUCCAAGUGAUCAACCAUGGAGUCCCUUUGGAAACUCGUGAGAAGAUUGAGUCGGCGGCGAGAAAGUUCUUCGCACAGUCAGCAGAUGAGAAGAGGAAGAUUAGGAGGAGAGAUGAAAUGAACCCACAAGGUUACAAUGAUAUUGAGCUGACUAAGAAUGUUAGAGACUGGAAAGAAGUGUUUGAUUUGGCUGUCAAUAACCCGACUGUCAUUCCGGCGUCACACGAGCCCGAUGAUAAGGAGGUCAGGGAGUUGGUUAACCGGUGGCCAGCGUAUCCUCCUGAGUUAAGGGAAUCAUUUGAAGAAUAUGCCACGGAAAUGGAGAGACUGUCACACAAGCUGUUGGGACUCAUCUCCCUGAGCUUAGGCUUGCCAGAAAACCGGUUGAGCGGCUUCUUCAAUGACCAUAUCAGCUUUAUCCGACUCAAUCACUACCCACCGUGCCCAAUCCCUCACCUAGCUCUAGGCGUUGGUCGACACAAGGAUGGUGGUGCCUUGACUGUCCUUGCACAGGAUGAUGUUGGAGGACUGGAAGUGAAGCGAAAAACAGACGGAGAGUGGGUUCGAGUUAAGCCCACUCCAGAUGCUUAUAUUGUGAAUGUUGGUGACAUUGUUCAGGUAUGGAGCAAUGAGAAGUAUGAGAGUGUGGAGCAUAGGGUGACGGUGAACUCUGAGAGAGAAAGAUUCUCGAUCCCAUUCUUCUUCAAUCCGGACCAUCAUGUCAUGGUGGAGCCUUUAGAGGAGCUGACAACUGAGCAAAACCCUCCCAAGUACAGGGCUUACAACUGGGGGAAAUUUUUCGCUACCAGAAGGCGCAGUAAUUUCAAGAAGCUUGAUGUUGAGAACAUCCAAAUUUCUCAUUUCAAAAUAUAAGAGGAAUCAUCUUAAAGGAAUUGUGGAAAUGUAAUCUUUUGUACAAACAUUAUAUGAAUAAGUUGUUCAUCUUCUAGUUUCCUACAAUAAUAGAGGACUUCGCUUACUUUGAUGUUGCUCUGAUGCUAUCCAGGAGAUUUGGCUCUGGUUUUGUAUAAAAAUACUAAAACUUUCUUGUUGCUUUUCUUUCUCUUUCGCAGUAUGUAUCAUACUAUGUGGUGCCGGUUCAGAUGAUACUAGUUUAUGGAAAUGCACUACCGAUUUCAGCUA
Camellia sinensis is the source of this 1403-nucleotide messenger RNA. The record is from RefSeq and is a predicted model, not a curated record. NCBI's taxonomy places the organism in Eukaryota, Viridiplantae, Streptophyta, Magnoliopsida, Ericales, Theaceae.